AUGGCUAUCAUCCCUAUCCCCGAAGGCUACAAGCCCACCUUCGCCUUCAGUAUCUGCCCACCCUCAGGGAUUUUCUUCCAGCUGGCCAUGUUCCUAUUCGACUUCCUGAACGACCUGGUGCAGAUCGGCACUUUUCUCCUGCACGGAGACUGGUGGUUUGCCGGCUUCAUCGCCUUGUUCGUGCUCCUCAGCUCUUUGCCCACGGUCGCGUGGAUGACAGAAAAGAGCAGCCUGAAGCGGUUCGAUCCGCUGGGCGAAGCCCGGCUCUGCUUGGCCCGCGGUGUGCCGACCGAGACUUGGGAGGGGAUGCUCUGGGCUGAGCGAACCGUCGAAGCCCCGAGCACGGGGCUCAUCGGCCCUUACGGCGCGUCCCUGCUCCAGCUGACACCGCUGCAGGCAGCCAGCUGCCUUUAUGGGCUAUACAGCUCCGCCAAGGCCAUGGCCGAGGGCAAACUGCAGGAAGAGGUAAAACGUGGCGCGGAUGCAGAAGUGUAUGCACUGAAAGCCGUUCGUCCCUUCAAGACCGCUAUGUGCUCCGUCUGGUACGGGGCCGCCUAUGCUGCGGAGCUGGCGGCAUUUGCAGUGGCGAGCGCCGUCUUGCACCCGCUCGUCACGAUGCCGGGGUACCUCCUCGGGGCAGUGGCGAACGGCGCAGCAGCCUGGUUUGCUGGAUCGCCGGAGUUUCUCGAAGAAGCUAUUUUCUCUUGCCUCGGGGUUGGCUUGGCCAUGGCAGGUCUCCAGACGAACAUUUUCUUCAAGCCCAAAGCAACAGCACCGGGGGGAGCAAAGGGCCCCGGAUGGAUUCCAGCGCUUUGCAUCUUUGUCCGCUUCAUAGCCUGGACGGCCCUUUGCUUCCUGGAUCUCCCACGCGGCCUUGUUUCCCUGGGGUCGCUGUCGCGCCCCAUGGGCCUCCCGGUGCUCCGGGCAAAAUUCCUGGAGCCGGCCGCGGCUUGUUUUGAGGCUAUUGCCUGUUUCACAUCUCAUUUCUGGAUCUCCGUGGAACCGGAGGCCAAUGCGACCUCCAUGUCUUUGACCGAAGAGUUGGGGUUUGGCGACUGCGGCUGGCCGGCAACCGGCGAGCUGAGCAGUGCAUCUACCAUAUUUAACACUUGCCUCUUGUUGUUUGCCGUUGUUCUUGUUCCCUUGCACAUGUGCAUCGUGGUCGGAAUGUUACUUUUCAAUCCCAUAUACGCAUGUGCAGCCGAGAACCCCGACCUCAAAAGGGAGGUUGAAGCGAAGCAGCGCGAAAUCGACGACUUCGCGAAGCAGAAGGAACAAGCUGCGGGGCAGCGCGAGCAGCAGAGCCUGCUUGCGGAUUAA
Molecule: messenger RNA, 1320 nt
Organism: Symbiodinium sp. CCMP2456
Lineage: Eukaryota; Dinophyceae; Suessiales; Symbiodiniaceae
Source: the annotation of a GenBank genome assembly